CAUAUGUAUAUUGAAUCAAUAAUGUCGCAUGUGACACAAAAAUGACAAGGAACAAAAAAAAAAGCAUUAAAUAUAUUGCCGUCUGUUUUAGCGUGUUCAAUAAUUGAAUUGAACAUAAUUCCUACAAAAAUCGUAAUAAAUCUCAAAUGAAUAAAAGACAUAAUCUCCAAACCGUGGGACAUAAAGAAGCGUUGAAUGUCAUGUCUAUUCUAUCCUUAGUCAAUGCUUUUACGUAUCUACGGCGUCUUCGUAAGUUAAUUACGAAUAUUGACAUUUCGAAGAAGUUGUUGCACGUUUUUGGUUCUUAUAAAACAUAUUGUAUUUGUAAUCACUUUGUGUUAUAUGUACAAUAUAUGUGAAAUUGAGACGUUAUGUUAGGGUUUCUCCAAUCGCAAUAUUCAAACGAAAUAUCAGUGAAAAAAGUAGUGUAAAUUGUUUCCAGAACAAUAUAAUUAAACAUGUCAACUCUAGAAGAUAAGAUUUUAGGCGAAAAAUUACACUAUUACUGUAGUAGUUCUAGUGAAGAUGAAAAUGAUUCUACAAAUUCUGAUAAAGAAACAGAAAAUGAGAAAUAUCCGCAAAUCAUUACAGAUUCCAUAGAACCAUCAUUUUCAGAAUGGGAUGGCACUUCCAGUAAUACAGGACCUAAGGGUGUUAUAAAAGAUUGGCAACGGUACAAACAACUGCAAGUAGAAAAGAGAAAGGAACAAGAAAAAGAAAGGCUUCAGUUAAUAAAGAAACUGAGUCUAACAUGCCGCAGUUCUUUAGAUGAGGAAAAAGAGAAAAUUAUGCAAAGUGAUCCUGAUCUUGCUGAAUUACUAACUGAUGAAUUUCUUUUAGAGUAUCAGAAACAAAGGAUGAAAGAAAUGCUUACAAGAACUGAGAAACUUCAUUUUGGUAGAGUAAUUAAUUUGGAAACAGCAGAUCAAUUUUUAGAAGCAAUUGACAAUGAAGAUAAAUCAGUGACAAUCGUUGUUCAUAUUUAUGAACCUAAUGUCCCUGGCUGUGAAGCUAUGAAUGGUUCUUUAAUAUCUGUUGCAGAAGAUUAUCCUUUUGUAAAAUUUUGUAAAAUUUUAGGUUCAGUAGCUGGACUCAGUAAACAUUUUAAGAAAGAAGGAGUUCCAGCUCUAUUAGUUUAUAAAGCUGCUCAAGUAAUAGGAAAUUUUGUUCACGUAACAGAUUAUUUAGGAGUAGACUUUUAUGCUUCUGAUGUUGAAGCCUUUUUAAUUGAACAAGGGAUGCUUAUUGAUAAAAACUGUAUACCUGUUAUCACUUCACAUAAUGAACAUGCGUUAUCUGACAGUGAAUAAAUGAAAGAAACAAA
Molecule: messenger RNA, 1324 nt
Organism: Frieseomelitta varia
Lineage: Eukaryota; Metazoa; Arthropoda; Insecta; Hymenoptera; Apidae
Product: phosducin-like protein
Exons: 4
Coding region: 459-1310 (283 amino acids)
Biological process (GO): regulation of G protein-coupled receptor signaling pathway
Source: RefSeq, a predicted model, not a curated record